Molecule: messenger RNA, 5022 nt
Organism: Aspergillus oryzae RIB40
Lineage: Eukaryota; Fungi; Ascomycota; Eurotiomycetes; Eurotiales; Aspergillaceae
Product: bifunctional ATP-dependent DNA helicase/ssDNA endodeoxyribonuclease DNA2
Exons: 5
Coding region: 1-5022 (1673 amino acids)
Biological process (GO): replication fork reversal
Cellular component (GO): cytoplasm
Molecular function (GO): single-stranded DNA helicase activity; 5'-flap endonuclease activity
Source: RefSeq, a predicted model, not a curated record
AUGAACCCCAUAAAUAAGGACACCAAUUCAUAUCCUAUUUCCUCGAAUUCCCGCUCGAAGCUGAAUGCUUUUCGGUACAUCAGAGAUGAUAAAAGUAUUGAAAAAUCACCGUCUAAGAGAUCCCCGUCCAAAUCGCCGUCCAAAUCGUCCAUAAAGCCAGCACAUGCGAACAAGGAGAAUCAAUCAUCGUGGCUGAAUGGUGUCACUCAUUCAGAUCAAGCCGAUUCGACCAAAAGAGAAGCUUCGGUUGAUAAAUCAGAUGCGAAGGCAACCAAGGAAUGCCCUCAAACUCCUGGAAAUAGGAUUCCAUUGGCAGAUUUGAUUAGCAAUACUGAAGAUGCCAUCAGCCAAGCCCCAGCGCCAGAGUUUACACCUGAAGACUAUGUCAUUUGGCAGCAUGUCCCCGUGAGUUCAAACCCGGACACGAUGUCUCAAACGCCUGCAACACAAGCCAGAAAACGCCGGCAUAUCUCUUCACCAACCAGUUCGCCCUUGGCUGGAAAUUCGAAAGGUGCAGAUCAAGAAUCUCUUGACAUGCAUACGCCAUUGCAAGGGCUUCAAAGGACUCCACAGAACGACCUCGCUACCGAACUAUGGAACAACUAUGUGGGUAAACUCACUGCCAACGGCAAUGGAACUCUACCACCACCUCAGUUCACACACCUUCUUUCCUCCUCACCACAGACUCCCGCACCGGCCAGGACAGGUCGCGAUUCAUCUGGCUUAAGACGAUCAAAUAGUUGCAAUGCCGAAUGGCCCAGUUCUAAAGCUAAACGAAGGAGGGUCGAUGGCGGAGGCAUUGGCACAGGCCGCGGCAUCUUUUCUCGGACAAGAAGCAAUGUCGUUGACUCGGGAGGUAUCAAUUCGUCUAAGAUCAAUUUUCUCGUGGAAAGGAUCGAAAAGAGUCUCCGAGAUGCGCCCAAGUCACCGAAAUCCCACAUCGUUGCAGCCGAUUCAUCGCCUGUGCCUAGAUGCAAAGGCAUGCAACGAAGUCGGUCAGCGUCUCCCAUGCAAGAUAGACCUGGCCACCAUUCUUCAUCUAAAGCAAAUCGGGUUAACAAGGCCAGUGAAGUCUAUCCUGAACCCCAAGACAAAGAGCAGGCCUCUUCGUCUGAGUUCGGGGACGACGACUUUGAUCAAGGGUUUUUUGAACUUGCAGAAGCCUCUAUGGAUCCAUUUGUUGACCAUGGUAGCUUACCAGGCGCAAUGGAUACUGGGGGAGAUACGACGUUCCUUUCGACGAACGCCAACGAGCCACAUAAUGCAAAGCAAAACCCCCAUGCCCAUCCAACGACUCUGAAUUCAGAAGCGGGACCUAACGAGAAAAUGGACUAUUCCCUCAAUACGGCUGACUUUGAUGAUGAUGAUGAAUUUGAUGACUUUUCGGAUAAUAUAGAUGAAAUCCUUGCCGAGUGCGACGCGGCUCCAAAUAAGAAGCUAGUGAGGCCCAUCCCAAAGAAUAAUACGGCCUCCAACCUAUCUGGACUGGAAAGUGGCACAGAGAGCUCGUCUACGGUGAUGGUGAAGCCAGUCCAAGGGGUGAACGUGCCACAGGGGGAAUCCUCUAGUGACGAGUUUAACGAUGAUGAAUUUGACAUGGAGGCUAUCGAGCAGUCUAUGAGACAGUCAGGUGCCGAUGGAGCAAACUAUGUUUGUCACUCUUAUCGGCAAGCCAUCAAGCGCUACUUGAUUGUUGAUAUUGCUGAGUCUACCUAUACUACCGAAAAGGGGCGCCUCCAGCCAGAAAAGGUGUUGUCUGUACAAGAUGAAAGAACCUCUCAGAAGAAGGCCGUUGUCCUGCGGGAAUCAUGGUUUGAUAGUCCAUGUUACAAAGAUUCAUACAUUCACUUGAUCGGUGAUUUUGAUACAGCAGGCCAUUGCAUCGUCAAUAAUUCUUACAACAUGAUCAUUCUUCACCCGGACCAUUUAGUUUCGGCGACAAUUGUCGCGGAUUCGAUUGGUUGCCAGCGGCGAGCUGUGCUUCAAGACCGUAUUAAAAACACCGGUGACAUUGGAAAGCCCCAAGUUUUUGGGAAUAUCUUCCAUGAAGUCUUCCAAGAGGCAAUGAAGGCCAAUCAAUGGGACAUAUCUUCACUAAGGUCCUUGGUCGAAAUGGUCAUUGUGAAGCAUAUUGAGGAACUGUACUUGAUCCACAUGAGCAUUCCUGAAGUUAUCGAUUAUGUGAUGGGCAAAAUCCCAGCCUUGAUCUCAUGGGCAGACACUUUCCUUAAGGAAAAGCCGAGCGCGCAAUCCCUUGUUGAAGACCGAAAUAGCUCCAAGCUCCGCCUGAGUAUCAACAAGCUACUUGAGGUUGAAGAACACAUCUGGUCUCCAAUGUAUGGAUUAAAAGGCAAUAUCGAUGCUACUGUGCAAGUUGCCUGCCAUGAUGGCGAGGGCAACAAGAAUUUGGUUGUGCCCCUUGAGCUUAAGACGGGUAACAGAGACACAAAUCAUGCUCAUAGGGCCCAGACGGCUCUCUAUACCCUUCUCCUUUCUGAUCGCUACGAUGUGGAAGUUACAUUCGGCCUUCUCUAUUACCUCGAGACGUCGAAAAUUUUCCGAAUUCGUGGCAUUCGUCAUGAGCUCCUCCAGAUGAUACAAGCGCGAAAUCGAGUAGCUGGCUAUAUGUGCCGAAGAACCCAACUACCACCCAUGGUUAAAAGGCAGGCUUUGUGCAAUAAAUGCUUCUCCAAGACGCCUUGCUUUAUCUAUCACAAGCUGGUUGAUGAUGGCGACGGCGAAUCAAGCGGGCUCGGUGAUGAGUUCGUGAAGGCUAUGGACCACCUGACACCCAGAGAUAGUGACUUUUUCCGAAAAUGGGAUGAUCUGCUCACGAAGGAGGAGCAAAGUAUGAUGAGAUUCAAGCGGGAGCUUUGGACAUUGUUAAGCAGCGAGCGGGAGGCUCUCGGCCGGUGCUUCAGCAACAUUGUAAUCGAGCCAGGGUCAGCCUUUGAAGACAAAGACGGGGUAAAGAUAAAUCGCUAUCGCUAUACCUUUGUCAAAAGACAGCCAACACUAUCUUUUUCUUUUUCUGAGUCACAGCUCACAGUUGGAGAGCCGAUCGUGAUAUCUGAUGAAAAGGGUCACUUUGCGCUUGCUAAUGGCUAUGUCGUGCAAGUCAGUCCGCAACGCAUCUCUGUGGCAGUGGAUCGCCGACUGCACAAUGCCAGAACCAAGUCCAAAGGCUUCGAUGCCAAAAUGAAUCAGACAUUCAGGGGCAUAAUGGAAAUUCCUGGUGCCGAUGCUGCUUCCUCAAAUCCAUCAGAUGAACCAGAAGAAGAGGUCGUUUACCGACUGGAUAAAGACGAGUUCAGUAAUGGCAUGGCCAUUGUUCGAGCAAAUCUAGUUGCUAUGAUGGAAAGAGACUUGUUUCAGGCCAAGAAUCUUAGGAGACUGAUCGUUGAAGGAUCCGCGCCCACAUUUCAACCCACAUUGACAGCGUACAAGAUGUCUGACACCGACAGAGCAAGCCUAAAUGUUGAUCAGAAACGAGCUAUUGAUAAAGUAAUGAGCGCUAAGGACUAUGCUUUGGUUUUGGGAAUGCCGGGGACAGGCAAGACGACAACCAUUGCCCACAUAAUUCGUGCAUUAGUAUCGCAAGGGAAAAGUGUGCUCCUGACAUCAUACACUCAUACAGCAGUUGACAACAUACUUUUGAAGAUUCGAGAUGACAACAUUCGUAUCUUACGCAUUGGAGCUGCAGCGAAAGUGCAUCCUGAGGUUCAGCAAUUUGCCGACCUUGCGGCAGUUCCCAAAAACACAAUCGAAGAACUUCAGGGGGCAUAUGAGGACUCGCAGGUUGUUGCAACAACCUGUCUUGGAAUCGGCCACAGCAUUUUUAGUCAGCGCAUAUUCGAUUAUUGCAUUGUCGACGAAGCCUCUCAGAUCACCUUGCCUGUAUGUUUAGGUCCGAUCCGAAUGGCAAGGACAUUCAUCCUGGUCGGCGAUCAUUACCAACUGCCACCUCUUGUGCAAAAUAAGGAGGCUCAAGAAGGGGGACUUGAUGUUAGUCUCUUCAAGCUUCUCUCAGAUUCUCAUCCGGCAUCAGUCGUCAAUCUUGAACAUCAGUAUCGAAUGUGCAAAGACAUUAUGCUCCUCUCAAAUACCCUCAUAUACUCAGGGCAGCUCAAAUGUGGUACCCAGGAGGUUGCUGCGCGAUCUUUGGAGGUUCCCAAUAUUGGCGGUCUCAGACAUCUUCAUUUGGACCAUUUCCAGCCCCCAGGGCAAAGGCAGCUCUGUUUAGGUACAAGUCAGGGUCGCUGCUGGCUUCGCGAUUUGGUCGACCCAUCCGCCAAAACCCGCCUUGUUAACACAGACACCCUAGCCACACCAGCCUUAGACGUCGCACAGGGGUCGCGUAUCGUUAACCCUACCGAGGCAACACUUUGCGCCCAACUCGUAGAAGCCUUCAUCUCUUGCGGUAUACCAGCACGAAGCAUUGGUGUCAUAACGUUCUACCGCAGCCAACUUUCGCUUCUGAAACAGAAUUUGCGCCGUCACCUGCCGGAUCUCGAAAUGCACACCGCAGACAAAUUUCAAGGACGUGACAAAGAAGUUGUGGUACUGAGCUGUGUGCGCAGCAAUUCAGACAACCAUGUCGGCGAUCUUCUCCGUGACUGGAGACGGGUUAACGUUGCUUUUACCCGGGCACGAACCAAGCUCCUUGUUGUUGGGAGCAAGAGCACUCUUCGUGGCGGUAAUGAGCUACUAGGCAAAUAUGUGAAGCUUGUCGAAGAGCAAGGCUGGGUAUAUAAUUUACCAAAGGGCGCUGUGGAAGAUCACGUCUUCGACUCUGACAACAUCCAUACACAACCCCAGCCACAAGAAGGAUCAACACCCAGUCCGAAGAAGAGUCCAACCUCUCAAAAGAAGGUCCGCAACCCUCUAAGUCCAGCACAAGCCCGAAAUGCUCCGAAGGGUCUCAGGAAGCCCGCAAAAAAGGGAGUUAAGCUGCUGAGUGGUAACAAGGUUCUUGGGAAUAGACCAGUGCUUCAAGAUGUGGUGAACGACCUUAUUGGAUGA